UUGUAAAUUUUGUAUUUACACCCACCCAGUAAAUUCAAAACUUUUAAACCUACUUGGAUACAAUUUUCACUGUUCAUUUUUAUAUCAAGUCGUGUAUUUUAAACAUUUUAUAAGUAUAAGCAUUAUAUAUCAAUAUCAUAAUCAUUUUAGCAAGUUGUAUACCUUUUAUUUUAUAGAAUUUGAGCUCGGUAUAAAAUGAUGUUUAUUUAUUUUUCUUUAGUACAUUCCUACAUGUAAGAUAUUUCUUGCAUAAUGAAUGUGGUUAAAUUAACUAGGUAAUCUAAUAGAAAAACACCUUGUUUGGCAUGUCCCCUUUUUCGGUACUGUGUAAAUUUAGUUUUUUUAUUUAUCGUAAUAGAGUUUCUCACUUCCCCCGCUAACAAAAGAUGACACUAAUUGAGUAAUCCCACAUGUCCAUUUCAUAACCUUUGAUCUCCAAAUUUUGCCUUACAUUUGUUUAUUCGUGGGAUUAUCAAGGUGAUAGCUUGUUAGACGUUUUAGCCGAGAGCCAUUUAGUAUUCCUUUUCGAAACCCCUGAUUAUGUAAUUUUACUUACUCUUUCGGACAAAGACAUCGAAUUAAGAUAAGGUCACAUGUUAACAAUCCCUGAAUUCGAUUGGUCGUUUAAUCAAGCAGUCGGAAUUAGAAUUAGCGCUUGGGACCGCACAUCUUUCAUUCUAUUGCGGGUUUCCUAAAUAUAUGUAUCGACAACUCUAAUUCCGACUUGCGUUCUUCUAUUAUUCAGGUAUGUUUAAGUUUUGUUUUAUUAGGUUUUUUUAACUAGAACUAGAGUUUUAACAAGCCCUUAUCUAUUUCCUUUGGUUCAAUAUAAUUCCUUUUUAAUGUAUUUCAACUUUGCUCUUGAUAGCAAAGUUGAUAAUUGUUUAGCCGUUUUUUUUUGUAUAGAAAUGAUAUUCUUGGUAAUGGCGGUCAUUUUAAUGAAUAGCGUUGUAGUUUAUUAGUUUUAGACUAGUUUAGGUUUUGUAUGUAAUUCUUUUGAUUUCUAAUUGAUCCUUAAUGUAAUUUCCAAUUUGGCAUUUGAAUUUGGCGCGUAUUCUAAAUUUAGUCUAACUCUUUAACUCCGGAAGUUAAUAAAGUUAAUUUGUUUACUUUCACAUUCGGUUAGUUUAGUGGUAAAGUUUUAAAACGUGGAUAUUUACAUCACAAUGUAUGCGGAUCAGUUAGGAAUCUUUGUUCAAUACGGACUCUGUCAUAGUAUAUGUGUCCAUGUCCGGAACGAGUAGUUUUAGAUUUAUUUGUUUCUUUUAUCAUUAUACGUUUAGAUAUUUUUAUAUUGGGCACUCGAUGAAAUGAUAUUCCAUUUAUACAUAUAACGAUCUGAAUUGAAAACCAUUACAGUUAUCGAUUGUAGUUAUUUUUCAAAUAUUUUGAGACACUAAAACAAGUGUUAUUCAUUUAUAUGAUAUGUCUCAUGUUCAAAUUUGUUAUAUGUAUGUUACGUAAUUGUUCAUAACAUUUGUAUUCAUUCUAUUGCGGGUUUCCUAAAUAUAUGUAUCGACAACUCUAAUUCCGACUUGCGUUCUUCUAUUAUUCAGUGCACAAAGACUUCCUGUCCCUUGCACAUCAAUCGCUAAUUCCCCACUUAGCGAAUUCACAGCUUGAACAAAAGCUAUUCCCCUAAGAGUUGAACAACUCCCAUCACAACAUAAAUUCAUUUUAACUUACUGGUGGAGAGUCUACAAGACACCGGAACCUCAACCUCCAUGAGACCUGAUAAUCAUACAGGAGUUCAGACAAGGGCCAUGUCAGAACAGAAUGGUAUGGCAUCUUCGCAAACUACUGGAGGAUCCAGCACGUCAACGGCAACAACUUCAACAGGUGCCUCAGCCAGCAUAAAUACAGCAACUACAGGGACGCAGAUGUCCACAGGACAAAGAACAGCCCCACCUGCACCACCUGCCUCACAAGCAACUGCAGCAGUAACCGCCAUGCCGCCCAAAGUCUCUGUCCAUUUGGCGCCAUACAAUGGAGUGUCUUCAGUGGUGCAGUGGUGGAUGAACUUUAUUUCGUACAUCCAACUGUACCAGAUGACCAAUGACCAGGCGCUUAAUAUUUUGCCUUUUUAUUUUACAGAACCAGUCAAGCACUGGUUUUACCAGCUCCAGUUGACGACAAGAGCCUCCUUAACAAAUUUUAAGCAAGCAUUCUUUGCUAGAUACAGGAAAACAGAAGAAGACCUUGACCUUGAUGAGAUCAAACAAGGUAUUGAUGAAGACCUAGAUUCGUAUAUUUUUCGAUUUCAGCAGGCAGCAUCCGAUCUGACCAUCACUGAGGCGGAACUAACCAAAAAGGCUGUCAAGGGACUACGGCAAGCACUUCGGGGCCAUGUCUACAUGCGAAAACCAAAGACAAUGGAGGACCUACGUCAGGAAGCAAGGCUGGUGGAACGUGGUAUCAGCAUGUCCAACCCGAUGGGAGAAGACAUCACGGCCACCAUCCAAGCCUCUGUCAAUGCUGCUAUGGCCUCCAUGCAACAGCUGAUGACGCCUGUUGCAGCGGUGGAACCGAACCCCUCCAACCGAGUCCCCCACCGCCCACCCCAGCAAAAACAACAACAGCCUAUGAAUCUACAAGACAGCAGAGGAGAGAGAAAGAGAGUGUGCUUUGGAUGUGGUUCAUUAGCAGAUAGGUCAAACUGGUUGUUCUCCAUGAUGGUUAUCUUCUUGAUAUGCAUCCCCUUGACAUCAGCAUCAAUUUCGACUGACUCAAAAUUUGUUCAGAGGAUUAACUACGGCACUAUCUUCAAGGAAGAUGGCAAACUUAUUCUAUCCAAGGAAAGUUGGACUCACACUUUUCAAAUAAGGCUACCAGUUUUCUCAUCGGUUAAGGACAUUCCUACGUGCACGGGAAGUUCUUUUUGUCACCUAAUUAAUCAUACUAUGCAUUAUGUUCAUUCCUUGCAUAUGGAAACUAUGAUUCAUGUGAAUCACACUGUAAAGUCAAUUCACACCCUCAUUCCCCAAACUUCUUUUAGGGAAUUGAAACCAAGUCGCUAUACAAGAGCACUUUUACCAUUUGUUGGUUCUUUGUUUAGUGGUUUAUUUGGAACUGCUACUAUGAAUGAUGUAAAUAUUCUAGCCAGUCACAUCAACUCCCUCACCAAAGUCUCAAAUAACAUGGUUAAUACACUUCACCAGCAUGCAGCUCAUAUUUCUUCCUUUAUGAAGGUGAUGGAUCAGCGUACAACUAAUUUGAUGAGAGGUAUUCAAACUAACUAUCAACAAAUAACAAGACUAACAAACCUUUUUAAUACCACUUUUUCUGAAUUUCAGGACUCGUUUUCUAACAUUUCUACUAUUAUUGCAGAUCAAGUUCAUAAAAGUAGUUCAAUCAUAAAUUCUUUGACAAAUCUGCAAAAUGCAAUUGAAAGCUUAGUUCAAGGAAAAAUUACACCAUUUUUGAUUCAGGAAACAGUUUUGGCUCAAACUCUUCAGCAAAUUGAAAGAAAGUUAUCAAAAUCUUAUACUCAAUUCUUCUUAAUUAAGAAACAUCCAGCGCAAUAUUACAAAUCUUCUGAUUUUCUGUAUGUUAGACAAGGGUCAUCUCUUUUUAUCACCAUUAAAUUUCCAAUUUCCUCACACAGGUACCCAUUAAAACUUUAUAAAGUCAUUUCCUUGCCUGUCCCUAUUAACAGCACUUCAACUCAUGCAUCUCAACUUCUGGACACCCCAGACUAUUUCGCUGUCACUAGUUAUCAUCAUAAAUAUGCAACGUUUUCAAAUGCACAACUGUCUGAUUGCACCAGAAAUCCACCUUAUAUUAUUUGUUCCUCGAAUAUCCCUUUAACACCUGUAAAAGUCCCAAACUGCAUGAUGGCACUUUUCUCAAAUAACAAAAACCAAACUAAAAACUUGUGCAACUUUCGCUUUGUUCCUAGUAUUCUGAAGUCUGACAUGGUUGAACUAACAUCCACCUCCAUUUUAGUGUACAAUGUCAAAAAUCUGAAAAUUGAUUGUCAAGAUUACAAGAAAACCACAAGUGGUUGUAAAUUUUGCAUUUAUGAUCUGCCUUGUAAGUGUUCAUUGCUGUCAGAAAACCUUGUUUUUACACCAAAACUGGUAGAUUGUCAAAAACAUAUCAAAAAUGUAUCUAUUUCAUAUCCAAUCAAUUUAGCUCUGCUUCAAGAAUUUUUCAAUGAGUCAAGAUUGAUGUCAACUUUAGGAGAUACCCUGUAUCCAAAUCCCAUUGAAUCAAUUGUACCACAAUUUCAAAUCUAUAAUCACACCUUUUCAAAUGUUCUUGUUGAUGACAGAUCUUAUCAUUUAAGUCUUAAGAAAUUGGCAAAAGCUGCUAAAAAGGAUGCAGUAGCUUUUAAAUCUCUUACAGAACCACUUUUAAAUGGUGAUAUUGUUUUAGAUUCUGACUGGCUAGACACAAAAUCUGUGAUGUUGUAUGUUACAAUGAUCAUUGCUUGUUGUGCCAUUUUUGCUUGCAUCUUUUUAUUUUGCAAAAUCAGAAAGUUAGCAACUGCCCUUGUUGUUUUACAAAGAGUGGUCAACGUUAAUUCUGAUAAGUUACCAUCUUUCAUUUAUGAGAAUGUAGAUAAACAAUUAGAAGUAGAAGAUACUAUUAAUAACUCAUUUUUGUCAGAAUUUCAAUGGAUUCAUGGAUUCUCUGCAUUAGCCAUAUUAAUUUUUAUUAUUAUCAUAAUUAUUUUUGUAAUGAUUUUCUGUUCAAGAAAGAAACACAGAGAAACAACACUUUAUCUUGAGGUUACAUCUGGUGGCACAUGUGUUACUAUACCAGUGAUUCAUUUACCAUUGUGUCCUACUUAUUGGACAAUUACCAACCCCACAGUUAAGGAUAUUUCUCUCUCUUUUUGCAAAAUGAUUGUAAUCUGGGAAAACUUUGAAAUUACAAACAAAUUGACUUCAAAAACUAUUCAGGUUAAACAAUCUUUUAAUAUUUCUUUACUUCAAUAUUUCUCACUCAAAAACAUCCUUCAUCAACCUUUCUGUGCAUAUGUUUUGUUAGGCCAUCAAAGAAUGUUCACACCUCUUAAUUCCUUUCAUGAUAUUGAGAUAUAAAGCUGGUAAUUUGAUUAACCCCCCCCCCUUACCGUACAAAUUUUUUUUUCCCCUCUGUUUUAGAAUUUAAUAUUUUUUCUUAUUUUUACUCUUUUAUUCAACUUUGUCGCAAUACUUGCAUUUUUAUGUGAACUCUAUUUAUGAGUGAAAUACAAGGCUCCAUUUGAAUUUUUAAUUUUGUUUAAAUGCAAGUGUGUGUAUGUGUUAUUGACUCUUUAUUUAGUUAAAUUUCAGUAUAGGAGUCUCCAUUGGACAAGAUCGCGUCACAAUUCAAUGCUUAUCCAUCCGCGUCCUAAUGAGGAUGUUUUCGGUAUUCUCAAAGACUGUAUGUUCUAUUUGAAGUUAUCAGAGACUCUCACAUGAAAUAACGUUUGCGAUUUCAAAGGAUGAAUCAUCCACAAUAAUCCAACCAGUGAUCUUUUGUUCAUGGACAUUUAUUAUGGACUGUGGUGAUGCAUUUAAUGGACUGAAUCAUGGAUUUUCCAUUUUUGUACUCAUAAUUUUAUCCUUGUUCAUAUAACUGAUCAUAUUAGUGAGUUACAUGUACAGUACUUUGUAUAUAUGUUUAUUAGUUGUGUUUGAUGUUUAUGUGUGUGGAUAUUGGUUAAAACACUUACUUUUUAUGUCUUAUUUCUAUGUGUAUUACUCUAUUUUCAUUUUUCAGGCUUUAGGGUCUAAAGCCAAUUGGAGAAGGGUGGAGUUGUCAUGUUGUAAAUUUUGUAUUUACACCCACCCAGUAAAUUCAAAACUUUUAAACCUACUUGGAUACAAUUUUCACUGUUCAUUUUUAUAUCAAGUCGUGUAUUUUAAACAUUUUAUAAGUAUAAGCAUUAUAUAUCAAUAUCAUAAUCAUUUUAGCAAGUUGUAUACCUUUUAUUUUAUAGAAUUUGAGCUCGGUAUAAAAUGAUGUUUAUUUAUUUUUCUUUAGUACAUUCCUACAUGUAAGAUAUUUCUUGCAUAAUGAAUGUGGUUAAAUUAACUAGGUAAUCUAAUAGAAAAACACCUUGUUUGGCAUGUCCCCUUUUUCGGUACUGUGUAAAUUUAGUUUUUUUAUUUAUCGUAAUAGAGUUUCUCACUUCCCCCGCUAACAAAAGAUGACACUAAUUGAGUAAUCCCACAUGUCCAUUUCAUAACCUUUGAUCUCCAAAUUUUGCCUUACAUUUGUUUAUUCGUGGGAUUAUCAAGGUGAUAGCUUGUUAGACGUUUUAGCCGAGAGCCAUUUAGUAUUCCUUUUCGAAACCCCUGAUUAUGUAAUUUUACUUACUCUUUCGGACAAAGACAUCGAAUUAAGAUAAGGUCACAUGUUAACAAUCCCUGAAUUCGAUUGGUCGUUUAAUCAAGCAGUCGGAAUUAGAAUUAGCGCUUGGGACCGCACAUCUUUCAUUCUAUUGCGGGUUUACUAAAUAUAUGUAUCGACAACUCUAAUUCCGACUUGCGUUCUUCUAUUAUUCAGGUAUGUUUAAGUUUUGUUUUAUUAGGUUUUUUUAACUAGAACUAGAGUUUUAACAAGCCCUUAUCUAUUUCCUUUGGUUCAAUAUAAUUCCUUUUUAAUGUAUUUCAACUUUGCUCUUGAUAGCAAAGUUGAUAAUUGUUUAGCCGUUUUUUUUUGUAUAGAAAUGAUAUUCUUGGUAAUGGCGGUCAUUUUAAUGAAUAGCGUUGUAGUUUAUUAGUUUUAGACUAGUUUAGGUUUUGUAUGUAAUUCUUUUGAUUUCUAAUUGAUCCUUAAUGUAAUUUCCAAUUUGGCAUUUGAAUUUGGCGCGUAUUCUAAAUUUAGUCUAACUCUUUAACUCCGGAAGUUAAUAAAGUUAAUUUGUUUACUUUCACAUUCGGUUAGUUUAGUGGUAAAGUUUUAAAACGUGGAUAUUUACAUCACAAUGUAUGCGGAUCAGUUAGGAAUCUUUGUUCAAUACGGACUCUGUCAUAGUAUAUGUGUCCAUGUCCGGAACGAGUAGUUUUAGAUUUAUUUGUUUCUUUUAUCAUUAUACGUUUAGAUAUUUUUAUAUUGGGCACUCGAUGAAAUGAUAUUCCAUUUAUACAUAUAACGAUCUGAAUUGAAAACCAUUACAGUUAUCGAUUGUAGUUAUUUUUCAAAUAUUUUGAGACACUAAAACAAGUGUUAUUCAUUUAUAUGAUA
Magallana angulata is the source of this 7182-nucleotide messenger RNA. RefSeq lists its product as uncharacterized. The coding region runs from base 1725 to 5048 and encodes 1107 amino acids. NCBI's taxonomy places the organism in Eukaryota, Metazoa, Mollusca, Bivalvia, Ostreida, Ostreidae. The record is from RefSeq and is a predicted model, not a curated record. The transcript is spliced from 2 exons.